Owenia fusiformis is the source of this 916-nucleotide messenger RNA. The record is from the annotation of a GenBank genome assembly. NCBI's taxonomy places the organism in Eukaryota, Metazoa, Annelida, Polychaeta, Sabellida, Oweniidae.
UAUCGUUUGACAGCUCUGGGUCAAUUGCAAGAAUUGACAACUUAUCAAAGGAUAGCAGUUUUGUUUUCCGUGUGUCAGCAUUGUACCAAUAUGAAGCUAAUGAUGUAAGGAUGGGUAUUUUAUCUGAUUGGAGUGAUCCAUUUAUUACGUGUGGAGACCCAACUUAUUCAACGCUGAAUGCGACAUAUGACUUUGCCAUUACGCCAUCCUUGAAUCAUACAGGGCCAUCAACCCUCACUACAAAAUUAACAUGGAUGAGACCUAUCGAAGAUGAAAUAAAGUGCGACGAUAUUCAAACCUACAAUAUUUACCGAAAUGGAGAAUAUUUGAGGGGUGCAAUCGGGAUGAAUAUAGAACUACCGAAAAAUGACUUUGAGCUGGAUACCCAGUAUAAUGUGGAGAUCUCCAUGGUAAAUAAUGCUAAUCUCGAGGGACCAAAGACCUUAGUCUUUGACACAGUGACUCCUGCUGAUAAACCAUCCUCACCACGAGAUUUACGUAUGCUAGCAAGUGAUGUAAAUUCGUUUUAUCUUGCAUGGAAAACUCCUCGUUUUACAAAUGGCCGUCUGCAGCAGUAUCAGGUUACGUGCUACGUGAAUACAACAUACGCAGUAAUAAAACAGACACUGUCGUCCGAGACAAGAGAGACAUUUGUCAGUAAUUUGGAGAUCGGAACAACGUAUGAGUGUGCCGUCAAAGCAUCCACAAGAGCGGGUUAUGGACCUGUGGUGCAAGGCUAUUUUCAAACAACAAAAGAAGGAACGAGCGAUAAUACAAUGCAACCCAAUACCAAACAACUAGUUGGUGCAAUUGUUGGAGUAACGGUCGCCAGUGUGCUAUGCAUCCUGGUACUAAUUGUCAUUAUCGCUGUGCUAUUUAGGAAAAUCAGAAGAAACACGUCAGAAGGUAAAAGGAA